Molecule: messenger RNA, 429 nt
Organism: Lottia gigantea (owl limpet)
Lineage: Eukaryota; Metazoa; Mollusca; Gastropoda; Lottiidae
Exons: 2
Coding region: 1-429 (142 amino acids)
Source: RefSeq, a predicted model, not a curated record
AUGGAUAAUAUUUUAUUUCCAAAUGAUACAGAAGAAUUGAGAAGGAUCAAGGAGGAAUUUUAUGACAUGGCACAGGUACCAAAUGUUGUAGGCGCCAUUGAUGGUACUCUAAUUCCUAUCCAAGGAAUGUCAUCUGAUGAUGAACACGUUUACGUGUGCAGGAAGGGAUUCCAUUCCUUGAACAUCAAAGCUGUAGUAGAUGCUAAAAUGAGAUGCAGUCAUAAGACAGAAGGCAGCCUUCCAUACAAACCCCUGAAGUGUUCAAGAAUUAUAGAGACCUGCUUUAGAUUACAUAACAAGGCAAUAGAGGCUCGUGUGCCAUUGAUACAGGGAGGCGAAGUACGCCAUGUUUACCAAAAUAAUGUCCAUAAUCACCAGCCAAAUAGGGAUGCCCAAGCUUUGAGACAAAGAAUAAUUUCUCGGUUUUAA